AGGCUAGUCGGCGAGCGGGAUCUGCGCUACAGAAAAGCGUAGAAGUCUGGUCAACAGUGUGGGAAGCUAAGUCAAAGCAAAAUGGCGACAGCCGGUGCAGCUGACUCGGGCUCGACUGCUCCUACAGACCCGAGGACCCCCUUCUGGAGGAUGCUGGUCUCCCGGGCCUCUCUCGGAGGGGCCAGUGGAUCCCGGAAGUUGGCCUCACCUGAGGCUCCGGGCUCCUCAGGCACCUCCCAGACCUUGAAGAAAACCAUCGGACACAGGGGGGUGGACCCCACUGGAGAGACCACCUACAAAAAGACGACCUCCUCCGCUCUGAAGGGGGCGAUCCAGCUGGGCAUCACGUACACCGUGGGCAGUCUCAGUCAGAAGGCCGAGCGAGAUGUGCUCAUGCAGGACUUUGUCGUCGUAGAGAGCAUCUUCUUUCCCAGUGAGGGCAGUAACCUGACCCCAGCUCACCACUACAGUGACUUCAGAUUUAAGACGUACGCUCCUAUUGCCUUCCGCUACUUCAGAGAACUCUUUGGCAUCCGACCUGAUGACUACUUGUAUUCUCUCUGCAAUGAUCCACUCAUCGAACUGUCAAAUCCGGGAGCGAGUGGCUCAAUCUUCUACGUUUCCAGUGACGACGAAUUCAUCAUCAAAACAGUGCAGCACAAAGAAGCUGAGUUUCUACAGAAGCUGCUGCCCGGAUACUUCAUGAACCUCAACCAGAACAAGCGCACGCUGCUGCCCAAGUUCUACGGCCUGUACUGCGUGCAGGCGGGCGGCAAGAACAUCCGCAUCGUGGUGAUGAACAACCUGUUGCCGCGCGCCAUCCCCAUGCACAUGAAGUUCGACCUGAAGGGCUCCACCUACAAGCGGCGCGCCUCGGCCAAGGAGCGCGACAAGAAAGUGCCCACCUACAAGGAUCUGGACUUCAUCCAGGACCUGCCUGACGGCCUGCAGAUGGAGACCGACAACUACAACGCCCUCAGCAAGACCAUCCAGAGGGACUGCUUGCUGCUGCAGAGCUUUAAGAUCAUGGACUACAGCCUGCUGAUGGGCGUCCACAAUGUGGACCAGGCGCUGAGGGAGCGGCUCGGGGACCACAGCGCGGCCGGAGAGGGCCCGAUCACGCCCGACCAGAAGCGCCCCCAGACCCAGAAGUCUCUCUACUGCACCGCCAUGGAGUCCAUUCAGGGCGAAGCCCGCGGCAAGGGAGCCUUGGACACAGAGGACCACAUGGGAGGCAUUCCAGCAAGGACUUCCAAAGGGGAGAGGCUACUCAUCUACAUCGGAAUCAUUGACAUUCUUCAGUCCUAUAGAUUCAUCAAGAAGAUUGAGCAUUCCUGGAAAGCUCUGGUGCAUGAUGGGGACACUGUCUCCGUCCACAGGCCUGGCUUUUACGCUGAGCGCUUUCAGAGAUUCAUGUGCAACACGGUCUUCAGGAAGCUCCCAUUAAGGCCCUCCCCCUCCAAGAAGAGUCGAGGGGGAUGUCCGAGCGUGGUGCGGAGGUUGCCCAUGGGGACCGGCGCCCCUGCGUCCACGUCCAGCGCGGCGGGGGGACACUCUGUGGUGGACGCCAGACUGGUGUACAGGCCUCACUUAAGCCAGGCAGACAUGGACGGAGACGGCGGCAUGCAAUUGGGCAGACCUGACAUUCUCCCUAAGACACUUCAGGUGGGUGACUCGGGUGAGUUUGUGGAGACGAAUCUAUCCAACUCAUCGCUUGGCAGCACUGGCCUCACCUCCAGCUCCCCCCCACUCAGGUCAGUAGGGGUCGAAGUGCACAAGUCUGCGAGCACAGAGCAAGAGCACACUAUCUACCACAGUGAUGGUGCUGAAGGUUUAGAUGAAGAAGUAGGCAAUGAAGAUGCGAUUUCACUCAAAGACAUAAUCCCCGAGACCAAUAUUUGUUUUUAAAGAUGGUGUGAGUCUCUAGAACACCUGAUGCAAGGAAGGAGGAGGAGAAGAAGAGAAGAGGG
Alosa sapidissima (American shad) is the source of this 1970-nucleotide messenger RNA. RefSeq names its product phosphatidylinositol 4-phosphate 5-kinase type-1 alpha-like. NCBI's taxonomy places the organism in Eukaryota, Metazoa, Chordata, Actinopteri, Clupeiformes, Clupeidae. Gene Ontology annotation, molecular function: phosphatidylinositol kinase activity. The transcript has 17 exons. Gene Ontology annotation, biological process: phosphatidylinositol metabolic process. Bases 82 to 1908 code for a protein of 608 amino acids. The record is from RefSeq and is a predicted model, not a curated record.